Hibiscus syriacus is the source of this 407-nucleotide messenger RNA. RefSeq lists its product as uncharacterized. Bases 1 to 357 code for a protein of 118 amino acids. The transcript is spliced from 3 exons. Lineage: Eukaryota; Viridiplantae; Streptophyta; Magnoliopsida; Malvales; Malvaceae. The record is from RefSeq and is a predicted model, not a curated record.
AUGGCUAUGAAUAAUUCAGAAUCAUAUCCUAGAUUUCUCCUUUCUGAAGUUAGUCAUUUCUGUGAAAGGAUUUUGAGUGUCGGUAUCAAGUUGUUAGUUUCUUUGCAGAGUAAGGGAAGCAUGCUGCAGAUAGCUCGCUCGUUUUCAGUUCCUAUAAACGAAAAAGAAGGAAAAUUAAGGAGAAUGGAUUCGUUCUUCCGAGUGGUCCCUUCAACACCGCGAGUAAAGGAAGGAGAAAUCAGUUCAAAUGCUUCAAACGGACCCGAUGCUGAAAACAAUGGCCCUGAUGGCGAGGACAUACCAGAAGAAGAGGCUGUUUGUCGAAUUUGUAUGGUUGAACUAUGUGAAGGAGGAUAAACAUUUAAGAUGGAAUGCAGCUGCAAAGGUGAGCUCGCGUUGGCACACAA